CUUCUUAUUGGUCCUGCCGAGGAGGAAGGCGUUUUGAUUGGCCGAGGGUGGAGUUUGUAUGGGUAGAUUUAGCGCCACACCACUGGCUGCGGCGGUAGGGUGUUUGUGGCUCCAGGUGUUCUUUCGCGGUCGGAUAUGAAGAGCCAGCAGCCACACGGCAGCACUUCCUCGAAGGCCCACAGCAGUGGUGCCUGUUCGCAGUCCCAAGGCGGCUUCACCCAGUCCCAAGGCACUUUGUCUCAGCUGCACGACCUCUCUUCACAGUCUCAAGGCACAUCCAGUUCCUCCAACAGCACAGUGCCAUCCUCCAGCCAGUCCUCUCAUUCCAGCUCUGGGACGCUGAGCUCUUUAGAGACGGUGUCCACUCAGGAGCUCUGUUCUAUUCCUGAGGACCAAGAACCUGAGGAGCCUGGUCCUGUCCCGUGGGCUCGGUUAUGGUCCCUUCAGGAUGGAUUCUCCAAUCUGGACUGUGUCAACGACAACUACUGGUUUGGGAGGGAUAAAAGCUGUGAAUAUUGCUUUGAUGGACCACUGUUGAGAAGGACCGAUAAGUAUCGGACGUACAGCAAGAAGCACUUUCGAAUUUUCAGGGAAAUGGGCCCUAAAAAUUCUUACAUUGUGUACAUAGAAGAUCACAGCGGGAACGGAACCUUUGUAAAUACUGAGCUUAUAGGGAAAGGAAAACGCCUUCCUCUGUGUAACAACUCUGAAAUCGCACUUUCACUAUGUAGAAAUAAAGUUUUUGUGUUUUUUGAUCUGACUGUAGAUGAUCAGUCAGUUUAUCCUAAGGAAUUAAGAGACGAAUACAUCAUGUCAAAAACUCUUGGAAGUGGUGCUUGUGGGGAGGUAAAAAUGGCUUUCGAGAGGAGAACAUGUAAGAAAGUAGCCAUAAAGAUCAUCAGUAAGCGGAAGUUUGCUCUUGGCUCAUCGAGAGAAGCAGACACGGCUCCCAGUGUUGAAACUGAAAUAGAAAUUUUGAAAAAACUGAAUCAUCCAUGCAUCAUCCAGAUUAAAGACGUUUUUGAUGCAGAAGAUUAUUACAUUGUUCUGGAGUUGAUGGAAGGAGGAGAGCUGUUUGACAGGGUGGUGGGGAACAAACGCCUGAAGGAAGCAACCUGCAAGCUGUAUUUCUACCAGAUGCUUUUAGCCGUGCAGUACCUUCACGAAAAUGGGAUUAUACAUCGGGACUUAAAGCCAGAGAAUGUUCUUUUGUCAUCUCAAGAAGAGGACUGCCUUAUCAAGAUCACUGAUUUUGGACAGUCCAAGAUUCUGGGGGAGACCUCUCUGAUGAGAACUUUAUGUGGUACGCCCACCUACCUGGCUCCUGAGGUCCUUGUCUCCAAUGGGACUGCUGGGUACAGCCGUGCUGUGGACUGCUGGAGCUUAGGAGUUAUUCUUUUCAUCUGCCUUAGUGGGUAUCCACCUUUCUCUGAGCAUAAGACUCAAGUGUCACUGAAGGAUCAGAUCACCAGUGGAAAAUACAACUUUAUUCCUGAAGUCUGGACAGAUGUUUCAGAGAAGGCUCUGGACCUUGUCAAAAAACUGUUGGUUGUGGAUCCAAAGACUAGGUUUACCACUGAGGAAGCCUUGAGUCAUCCGUGGCUACAGGAUGAAUACAUGAAGAAAAAAUUUCAGGAUCUACUUCUGGCUCAGGAAAAGAAUUUGAUGGCCCUGCCCCUGACUCCCGCCCAGCCUUCUAGUCGAAAGCGGCCCCUGGAACGGGAAGUGGAGGAUGCUGAGAGCACAAAGCGCCUGGCUGUGUGUGAUGCACUAGUUAGAACGUAAAAGAAUGUAAAAGAAAUGUGCUUUCAGUUGGGCCGCGGUGGUGACGCAAGCCUUUAAUCCUAGCACUCGGGAGGCAGAGCCAGGUGGAGCUCUGUGAGUUUGAGGCCAGCCUGGUCUACAGAGUGAGUUCCAGGACAGUCAGAGUUGUUACACAGAGACCCUGUCUCGAAAAACCUUAAAAAAAAAGAAAAAAAAGAAAAAAGAAAAAAAGAAAUGUGCUUCCUUUCACACUGCGAUUGUCUUUUCUACCCUUGAAGUCUUUUUUUUUAAAGACUAUAUAUAUAUUUUUUUAAAUAUAGUCUGUAUUUUAAUGAUGGGAACAGUUGUUUUUCCAUCGCUGAUACACAAUUAAAAACCUUGUGGAAACUGACCUAUGAAUAGCAUGAAUAGCACUUUAGAUGAAUACCUUUCCUUUUCUUAAAAAAAAAAAAAAAAUUGUUAGGGGGCUGUGUGGAGAGAUGGUUUAGUGGUUAAGAGCGCUCCUGUAGAGGACUGAGGUUCAGUUCCCAACACCCAUGUAACUACAGUUCUGGCUUCUGUGGGUACCCACACAUCUGUUCUUGCACACAGACACACACAAACAUUAAAAAAAAAAUUCUAAAACAAUGUUAGAAGUUGUUGUGUGCCUUUCAUCUGGAUCUUCACCUUGACUGUUGUCAGCAGUCCGGCUUCUCAGGAUGUCACUCUGGUUUUAGUUUGUAUGAUCUGAAUACAAAUUGUAAAGGUCCCUUAAAGUCUCAGCCUCUCGGGGUGGUGCACACAUCUGAGUUUGAGGCCAGCCUGGUCUACAGAGCGAGUUCCAGGUCAGCCAGGGCUACACAGAGAAACUGUCCACACACACAACACCUGUCUAGGUCCCUUAGAAAGAAAAGGACACGGUGAUAUUGGGUGAUUUGUGGUGACUGCCUGCCAAGGAGCCAUGUGAUGGCAGGCAUGUUGCUCCUUGUGUCUUUUAGUCUGAUUUCACACUUCUGGAAUCCAUCCCAGACCUUGAGAAGCAGAAACAGCAAGAGUGUGAGUUCGAGGGCAGCCUGAGCUGUUAGUGAGACUCUUGUCUCAAAAACAAAUGAAACAGAGAAGUUAUCCUUUAUCUAUACAGUUUAUAUCUCUGAACUCUUGGGGCUUCAAUGAGAUUAAUUUUCCCCCAAAUUUUAAGGUGAUCCAAUGUUUCUUUAAGUUAGGUCCUUCAGCUGUCCUUGUGGUAGAGGUGAAGGUGGAGAAGUAAGGUAGGAGCUAGAGACAUCUAUGGUGGUUAAGAGCAUUGGCUGCUCUUCCACAGGACUUGGGUUCAAUUCUCAGUACCCACAUGGUGGUGUUAAUCCCACUGGCGAGAGUAAGACCACUACCACAGUUUGAGCCAAACUUGAAGCAAGGUUGAUUUUUAUUGGGGUGCACUCAAGAGCCGAGCUGGCCAGUGACUGCCUUCUAAGUCUGAUUAAAGAGAGCAGCCCUGAAUCCAUUUCUUGGGCCCCUUUUAAAGAGUGAAAUCACAAGUAGCUGCAAAGCAGGUUUACAGAAGAGAGACAAUGGGGCAAGAAGGAAAUGCAGAAAAAAAUCUCAAAAAAGACAUCCUGUGGUCACCAUGUGAUUAGAGAUGGCUCUGGGAGGGUUGGGAAGGGUAGGGGUAGUCUUAAAAACAAGUCAAGGUCAUCGGUUGGGGUAAGGUCAGGUUCCUUAAAUUUAAAAACAGCAAUUCAGCUUUUUUAAAAAAAAAAAAAACAAAAAACCAAAAACAUUUAUUUACUGUGUAUACAAUGUUCUGCCUGUGUGUAUGCCUGCAGGCCAGAAGAGGGUGCCAGAUCUCAUUAUUGAUAGUUGUGAGCCACCAUGUGGUUGCUGGGAAUUGAACUCAGGACCUCUGGAAGAACAGCCAGUGAUCUUAACCUCUGAGCCAUCUCUCCAGUCCCCAGCAAUUCAGCUCUUACAGUAAAUAGAAACUUAUUUUUAGUAAUAAAGCAUAAUGACUCCCCUUCAAAAUGGAGUCAGGCAGGUUCCUCAGUGACUCAAAAUUGUAACUCCAUUUUAAGUUUGGGACAUUUAAUAAUUCCAACCUGUGUAACACAAUAGUGUGUGAGUUGCCUGUUAACCCCAUGGUUGGCUGGGAGCUCCCCUGGAAACCCUGUAGUUGGCUGGGAGUUCUAGGGCCUCUGGCACCCUCUGGCUUCUGUGGGCACCAGGCAUACAAGUGGUUCACAGAUAUACAUGCAAGCAAAACAGUCAUACACAUAAAAUCAGAAGCAGGAGGAAGGAGAAAGGUUGGUACCAACCUACGUCUUUCUGACUGUAAAACAAAUGUUUUUUUGUCUCUUGUAAUUUAUUAAGUCAUACUUAUAUUAUUAGGGGAUUUUUAUUAAAGGAUGUUGACUCAAACCGACAGAAUCACAAGAGACUGUCUAAAAAGAUUUUUUUUUUAAGAUUUAUUUUUUUAUGUAAGUGAGUUCUGCUUGCAUGUAUGUACACUGUGUGGGUGCCUGGUGCCCCUGGUGUACAGAAGAGAUCAUUGAAGCCUCUGGAACUGAAGUUACAAAUGAUUGAAUAAUCAUGUAGACUCUGGGAUGUGAACCCAAGAUCUCAGCAAAAGCAGCAAGUGCUCUGAACUUAAGGACUUUCCUUUGACUAUGAAGUCUGAACUGCCAAAAGUAAAGAACAGUUUUUGUAUCCCAUAAGUCUGGUUGCAGUGACAGGUCUUUGACAUGUAAAAAUUGAAACAUUGUUGGUGGCCUUAGAAUAUUAUUUUAAGAUGUGUUACAUUUGUUUAUGCUGUGGAACAUUUGUUUAAUGGUGCAAAGAUGUGUUGCAUUCUUUUAUGUUGCAUUUGUUUAACUCUGUGAAGCUGUGUUACUUUGCCUGUCUAAAACACCUGAUGGUCUAAAAAAGAGCUGAAUGGCCAAUAGUGAGGCAGGAGAAAGGAUAGGCGGGGCUGGUGGGCAGAGAAUAAAUAGGAGAAAUCUAGGAGGGAAAGAAGAAAAAGCAAGAAAACAAGGAGAGGAGGAUGCUAAGGGCCAGCCACCUAACCAGCCACAGAGUAAGAGUGAAAGUAAGAUAUACACAAGGAAGGAAAGGAAAAAGCCCAGAGGCAAAAGGUAGACAGGAUAAUUUAAGAAAAGCUGGCAAGAAACAAGCCAAGCUAAGGCCGGACAUUUAUAAUUAAGAAUAAGCCUCCAUGUGUGAUUUAUUUGGGAGCUGGGUGGCAGGCCCCUCAAAAGAGUAAAGAGUUAAAAUAACCAACAACAGUGGCCCAUACUUUACUCAUAAAAAGUGGAAUUUGUUUCAGGACUAUCUAUGGCUGGGGUUAGUAGCCACAGUGUAAGGAUCAUGUAAGACCUAGGGUGAACAACCCUGGUUAGAAUGACGUAAGUAAACCACAAAUGGAGUAGUGACAAGCUAUAAGCUAUGUGUGGAAGUAGGGGUAAGACUAGAAACCUAGCCAGAAAAGAAUAUAAAAGAUGAAGCCUCAGACACGACCAACAGAGCUUGUCAGACCCUCGCGUGAGACAACUCUCUUCCGCCAGAGACGUGAGAGCCUGUCCCCAGCGCAGGCUGACCCAAGAUCCAGAGGAACAGAUGUGUCGAGUCCGGACCUGUAUACCCGGAGAGGUACUCCUGCUUCUUUUUGGAAGACGGGAUAAAUAUUGCUUGUAAUCUUAUUGUGUGAAUAAAUGAGUGUUAUACCAAGUCUGAA
This is a messenger RNA of Peromyscus californicus insignis, 5467 nucleotides long. It is a transcript of the gene Chek2, whose product is annotated as checkpoint kinase 2. Gene Ontology annotation, molecular function: protein serine/threonine kinase activity; ATP binding; protein binding. The transcript is spliced from 15 exons. Gene Ontology annotation, biological process: protein phosphorylation; mitotic DNA damage checkpoint signaling. The coding region runs from base 136 to 1785 and encodes 549 amino acids. Gene Ontology annotation, cellular component: cytoplasm; nucleus. The record is from RefSeq and is a predicted model, not a curated record. Lineage: Eukaryota; Metazoa; Chordata; Mammalia; Rodentia; Cricetidae.